AUGGACGCAACGGUUCCAAUGUCAUAUAGGUUUCCGAACAACGAACUCAGGGUCUUGGAGCCACCUCGAUUUAUUGAUUCUCAUGUUGAGAACAGUCUUCCAUACUACCAAAACGCUGCUCCAGUGACAUACACUCCUCACAUUCCGUCACCACCAUAUGAGGUCCCUGGACACAUGAUGAAUGGGUAUCAUAACUCGUAUCAUCAGCCACAUCUAUUUAAUCACCACCAAACUUCAGGACCGCCUCAGACUCACAGCCAUGCGCAUGCUCAGCCUCUUCAUACUCAUCUUCAUGCUGCUCAAGUCCAUCAUGCGCGCCCUCUUGCACUUCAUCAUCCGCAACAUCCGCAACAAGCCACAAGUGGAGGACAUUUAUCUACAGAACAUACGCCUAUUCAUUCACCUUCCCCGGAUAUCCACCAGGCUUCAAGACGAAUGCCUCAUGUUCAGUCUACUAGGCUGACACAGAACGUGCAACAACAGCCUCAGCAAUCACGCAUUCUGGAUGACUAUCGUUCUGGCGCAUCUCCCGCUAUUACGACAUCUAUCACUACUACAACCACUACCAACAAUGUGAAUAUUCUCACGCCUGUCUCGCCAUCUUCGAAUCCCAUCGUCAACGCCCAGAAAAGAGAGAAGGAACCUUCAGGCGUUACGAAGGAUAUCAAUUUCUCGACAGAAGUCGACAUGCUGAUGAAGACCAUUCAAUCUCAGAAUACCGUUCCUAAUAGCAGCUCUAUAUCUACGCCUACUCCGUCUGUGACAUCGGCAGCUACACCACCACCUCACCACCAAUUCUCUACAAGCCAAUCACAUUAUUCAUCCAACGCAUCACAAAUGCCCUAUCAACUCAGCAUGACAGCUUAUAACUCCUAUGAAAACACGCAGAAUGCAAGUACAUCCGUCCCGCACCCGCAGAAUCAGUCUGGCGGUCGAGUCGUGAGCGAUAGUCCAGAUGGAAGUACGAAACAUAAACGGAAACAUCAAUGCACGUUACCGGGCUGUGGGAAACUGUUUACUCAAAAGACUCAUUUGGAUAUUCAUAUGAGAGCUCAUACUGGAUUGAAGCCAUUUAAAUGCAACGAACCACAAUGCGGACAGCGAUUCUCGCAGCUUGGAAAUCUUCGGACCCACGAACGACGACAUACGGGAGAGAGACCGUUCAAAUGCGAGGUUUGCGGCAAGUGUUUUGCGCAAAAGGGCAAUGUGAGGGCACACAUGUUUACACACGCCAAGUCGAAACCAUAUACAUGUCAGUUGGAUAGCUGUUGGAAACAGUUUACACAACUUGGAAAUCUGAAGUCGCAUCAGAAUAAAUUCCAUGCAGCAACUCUCCGCGAUCUGACCAUUCGGUUUGCGAAUAUGCCAAACCUGGAAGUCAUGACGGCAGAUGACCGAAGUCUCUGGACUUAUUUUGCCAGUUUGUACAAGAACAGCAACAAGGGUAUCAAGGGUCGAGGAAAAGAUCGAAAGAUAGCCUGCACAAAUCCGAACAAGAACAAGAACUCCAGCAAUGGCAAAAGUAAUGGUCGAAGCGGUCGAUCGAAUACGAAUCGCAACAGCAGUGCCAAUGAACAACAUCUUCCAGCUAGUGGCAGCGAUGCAAGUUUGAGUGAUUACCACAGUUUUGGGGAAGAUGGCGACGAAGAAGAGGAAUUGCAUGAGCACCAGCAACACCAAAACCAACACCAACAACGGUAUGCGCAUCACGGUAUGUCUUCCGUGCACCAUGGUGGACACGGUAUGUUAGGGCAUGUUGUGCAUCAUCGAGAACCGUUGUCGGUGUAUUCGAAGAAUGAUCGAUGA
Messenger RNA from Talaromyces marneffei, 1806 nucleotides. RefSeq lists its product as uncharacterized. The transcript is spliced from 4 exons. The coding region runs from base 1 to 1806 and encodes 601 amino acids. Gene Ontology annotation, cellular component: nucleus. Gene Ontology annotation, biological process: regulation of transcription by RNA polymerase II. The record is from RefSeq and is a predicted model, not a curated record. Gene Ontology annotation, molecular function: RNA polymerase II cis-regulatory region sequence-specific DNA binding; DNA-binding transcription factor activity, RNA polymerase II-specific. Lineage: Eukaryota; Fungi; Ascomycota; Eurotiomycetes; Eurotiales; Trichocomaceae.